Lontra canadensis (Northern American river otter) is the source of this 2300-nucleotide messenger RNA. RefSeq names its product kelch repeat and BTB domain containing 12 (gene KBTBD12). Lineage: Eukaryota; Metazoa; Chordata; Mammalia; Carnivora; Mustelidae. Gene Ontology annotation, molecular function: protein binding. Bases 187 to 2058 code for a protein of 623 amino acids. The transcript has 8 exons. The record is from RefSeq and is a predicted model, not a curated record.
AGCCGGGGGUCAGCAGCUUUUUCAGGUGUACAAAGUAGUGACUGGACAAUUUCAGACAUGCAGUGCUCACCACGGAGUGUUCCAGCACAUCUCUGUUGCUCUGUGAGUAAUCAGACAUGCAAAUAGCCCCACAAGAAUCCAGCUACAUUUGAAGAAGACGUACUUAGAAGCACUGAAAAGUGUAUCAUGGAGUGCAAAGCUGAGGGAAAAGAAAAAUACCAACAUAGUUUGAAUUUAUUGAAUCAAGUUAAGAACAUGAAAGAAUUAGCAGAAAUGAUCGAUGUCGUACUCAUAGCAGAAGGGGAGAAAUUUCCUUGCCACAGGCUGGUCCUGGCUGCAUUUAGUCCUUAUUUCAAAGCUAUGUUCACCUGUGGACUACUCGAAUGUACUCAAAGGGAAGUCAUACUUUAUGACAUCACAGCAGAAAGCGUGUCUGUGAUACUGAAUUACAUGUACAAUGCGGCUUUAGAGAUCAGUAACACCAAUGUGCAGACCGUAGCUAUGGCUGCCUAUUUUAUGCAGAUGGAAGAAAUCUUCAACGUGUGUCAAAAAUAUAUGAUGGACCAUAUGGACGCCUCGAACUGUGUGGGUAUCUAUUAUUUUGCAAAGCAGAUUGGAGCUGAAGAUUUAUCUGAUCAGUCGAAGAAGUAUUUGUAUCAGCACUUUGCUGAGGUGAGCUUACAUGAAGAAAUAUUGGAAAUCGAAGCACACCAAUUUCUGAAGCUUAUUAAAUCGGAUGACCUUAACAUAUCCAGGGAGGAGAGCAUUCUGGACUUAGUCCUGAGAUGGGUAAAUCAUAACCAAGCAUUGCGCACAGAGCAUCUGGUUGAACUUUUGAAGCAAGUCCGGUUGGAACUUAUAAAUCCUUCUUUUUUAAGACAAGCCCUAAAAAGGAACACAAUGCUUCUGUGUGACGCGGAUUGCAUUGACAUAAUUCAGAACGCAUUCAAAGCCAUCAAGACACCCCAGCAGCAUUCUCUGAAUCUUCGUUAUGGCAUGGAGACUACUAGUCUUUUGCUUUGCAUUGGCAACAAUUCUUCAGGCAUCAGGUCAAGACACAGGAACUAUGGGGACGCCAGUUUUUGUUACGAUCCUGCUUCACGAAAGACCUAUUUUGUCUCGUCUCCCAAGUAUGGAGAGGGCUUGGGAACUGUGUGUGCCGGUGUGGUCAUGGAAAACAACACCAUAAUUGUGUCUGGAGAAGCAAGUGCCUCUAAACUCUCUAGACAAAAGAACAAGAAUGUUGAAAUCUAUAGGUAUCACGACAGAGGAAACCAGUUUUGGGAAAAGUUAUGCACCGCUGAAUUUCGAGAGCUCUAUGCUCUGGGCAGUGUCCAUAAUGACCUCUAUGUUAUAGGAGGACAGAUGAAAGUCAAAAACCAGUAUCUCAUUACAAACUGUGUGGAUAAGUACUCUGUAGAACGGGACAGUUGGAGAAGGGUGUGUCCCCUUCCACUGCAGUUGGCAUGCCAUGCCGUAGUAACCGUGAAUAAUAAACUUUACGUGAUUGGAGGCUGGACCCCUCAGAUGGAUCUCCCUGAUGAAGAACCAGAUCGACUAAGCAACAGACUGUGGCAGUAUGACCCUGGCCAAGAUCAAUGGACAGAGCGGGCGCCCAUGAAGUUCUCUAAAUACCGAUUCAGCACAGCAGUAGUCAACAGUGAGAUUUAUGUUUUGGGUGGAAUUGGCUGUGUAGGUCGAGACAAAGGCCAGGUUCGAAAGUGCCUUGAUGUGGUGGAGAUCUAUAACCCUGAUGGGGACUUCUGGAGAGAGGGCCCACCUAUGCCAAGUCCCCUGCUCUCCCUCCGAACCAAUUCCACCAAUGCAGGAGCCGUGGAUGGGAAGCUCUAUGUCUGCGGGGGAUUCCACGGAGCAGAUCGACAUGAGGUUAUCUCCAAAGAAAUACUGGAGCUGGACCCAUGGGAGAACCAAUGGAAUGUUGUAGCCAUCGAUGUCCUCAUGCAUGACAGUUAUGACGUUUGCCUGGUGGCCAGGAUGAACCCCCGAGACCUCAUCCCCCCACCUUCAGAUCUGGUGGAAGAAGGCCAUGAACACUGAGUUAAACACAAGACACCUCUACCCUCCUGUUGUCCGAGAUUGUCAGAGACGCCACUUUGAAUUCCUACCACUCCAGUUUUGACCUCAACUGAAGGCCAUCUCUUCAUGCGGGGAUAUGUAUGUCAUGGAGCACUCUUGACGACUUCAACUCUUUGCUAGUUCUGAUCUUCGUGAGGCAAGAUUUCUGGACACGGAGCACAGAACACAGUAGGGAAAUGACCUGGAUGCCGGGGCUGGCAAAA